AAAUUCAUCUCUUUCUCUCUCCUCUAGCCCUUUACACUUUCCAAUUUAGAAACUCAAUAAACAAACACACAGAGCACAAAACCAGAGCAUCGAUGGCAUUGCCCUAGACUGAGGGAGAGGAGCUUCUGCUUUGCAUUUACUUUGCUUUCUGCAAUGGAUCCCUGCCCAUUCGUGCGGGUCACAGUGGGCAAUCUCGCUCUCAAGAUCCCAGUCGCUUCCAAGCCCGCCCGCUCCGUCGUCCACCCUUCGUCAUCACCAUGCUUCUGCAAGAUCAAGCUCAACAACCUACCCCCUCAAAACGCCGUCGUUCCCUGUCUCCCGCCGGAGGCCCAAACCCUCGACAGCGCCGCUCAGGCAAACGGCGUCGCCGCUACUUUCCACCUUAGCAAGUCGGAUCUGGACCGGGUCGGGUCCAAGUCCAUAUUCGCCCCCAAGCUCUGCCUCAAAAUCUCGAUAUACACGGGUCGCAGAGGCAGCACCUGCGGCGUCAAUUCCGGAAGGCUGUUGGGUCGGGUUUCCGUGCCGCUGGAUCUGGCGGGAACCGAGUCCAAGCCCAGUGUGUUCCACAACGGGUGGGUCUCCGUAGGGAAAGGCGUUCUCAAAGGCGUGUUCUCGGGCCAGACCCAGUUCCAUUUGAAUGUGAAGGCCGAACCCGACCCGAGAUUCGUUUUCCAGUUCGACGGAGAACCCGAAUGUAGUCCACAAGUAUUUCAGAUCCAAGGCAACAUUCGGCAGCCCGUCUUCACCUGCAAGUUCAGCUUCAGAAGCACCGGCGACCGAGGCACUCAAAGAUCCAGGUCUUUACAUUUGGACCACGGCAACUCUCGAAGCUGGUUAGGCUCGUUUGGGAGCGAGAGAGAGCGACCGGGGAAGGAGCGAAAGGGCUGGUCCAUAACGGUCCACGACCUCUCCGGCUCGCCCGUAGCCGCAGCCUCGAUGGUCACGCCCUUCGUGGCCUCACCCGGUUCGGACCGGGUCAGUCGGUCCAAUCCGGGAUCAUGGCUCAUCCUCCGACCCGGCGACAACACGUGGAAACCGUGGGGUCGCCUCGAGGCCUGGCGCGAAAGAGGCGGCUCCGAUGGCCUCGGGUACCGCUUCGAACUCAUUCCCGACACCAGCGGUGCCGGCAUUGUAUUGGCCGAGUCCACUCUCAGCUUAAACAAGGGCGGGAAAUUCGUACUGGAUCUGGGUUCGGGUUCGAGUUCCGGUACCCGACCCGGCCCAAACUCUCCGGGUUGCAGCCCGCGGGGCAGCGGGGAUUUCGGGUACGGGUUGUGGCCCUAUUGCUUGUACAGAGGUUUUGUGAUGUCGGCAAAGGUUGAGGGUGAGGGCAGGUGCAGCAAGCCUGCGGUGGAGGUGAGCGUGCAGCACGUGAACUGUACGGAGGACGCCGCGGCUUACGUGGCGUUGGCCGCAGCCGUUGAUCUGAGCAUGGAUGCCUGCAGGCUUUUCUCUCAACGGCUGAGGAAGGAGCUAUGUCCGGACUCGGAGCUGCUCCGAUGACUCGGAUAGGGCUACGUCGUCGUUUUAAUGGGAUUUGGUCCUUUCUUUUUUUAAUUUUUUAUGUUAUUCUGAGUUUGGUUGCUGGAGAACAAAAAACUAUUUUUAAUUACUACUAACAAACAGAGAGAGAGGAGAGAGGAGAGAGGAGAGAGAGAGAGCUGUGUAGUGUGUACAGUGAGAGGAGAGAGAGAGAGAGAUUAGGCAGGGCACGCUUUGUUUUUGCUCGUGUGACUUGUGUUUAAUUUUCCCUUUUAGUUUUUUAAAUGAAGGGCUUGCUUUAGUUGGAAUUUUUGUAGUCGCUGACUUGAACAAUAUUUUAUGUUACUUUAAUUUGGAUUAA
This is a messenger RNA of Prunus avium (sweet cherry), 1843 nucleotides long. Its product is annotated as formin-like protein (DUF1005). NCBI's taxonomy places the organism in Eukaryota, Viridiplantae, Streptophyta, Magnoliopsida, Rosales, Rosaceae. The record is from RefSeq and is a predicted model, not a curated record.